AUGAGUUCAAGAUACUCCAAUAAUGGCGGAGCACAUCAGAGAGACCUAAGGACACAAUUAUUUGCUACUCCACAAAGAAGUCCUGCUAAUAAUACACCCCUUUCAAGGUCAGAUUCUCCAUAUGAUAAAGCCCCAGUCGCAUCAGCAAAGUACAACGAAUCUUAUUUACUGUCGCUUGAAUCACAAAAUAAUGAUGAGGUAGAUACGAUGAGUCAAAAGGUUAAUUUGUUGAAAAAUUUGGGAGUUAGGAUGGGUACAGAAAUAAAUAAAUCAGUCAAGUUAAACGAUGAAAUAACCAAUACAAUGGAAAAAGGGAAAAUAACAUUAAAGAAUACGUGGAAUAAAAUGAUUGUAAUGAGUCAGAGGGCGGGUAUAAGUUGGAGGAUGUGGUUCUUGGUGUUUGGUGUGAUAACGAUAUGGUUUUUCUGGGUAUGGCUAUUUUAG
This is a messenger RNA of Debaryomyces hansenii CBS767, 444 nucleotides long. RefSeq lists its product as uncharacterized. The record is from RefSeq and is a predicted model, not a curated record. The transcript has a single exon. The coding region runs from base 1 to 444 and encodes 147 amino acids. NCBI's taxonomy places the organism in Eukaryota, Fungi, Ascomycota, Pichiomycetes, Serinales, Debaryomycetaceae. Gene Ontology annotation, biological process: endoplasmic reticulum to Golgi vesicle-mediated transport.